UAGUAAAGAUGCCAGCUGUACUCUUUGCGACUCCACCUACCGGCUUCCCUUGACCUUUCGGCUCUGGAAAGUUGCUGCCUACUGCUCUUGGAAAAUGGAGCCGGAGAGCGAACAGAAGAAGCUGGAACGGCUCGCAAGGGUCCGUGACAAUCAACGCAAGAGCCGCGCCAGGAAGCAAGAGUAUGUCCGCGAGCUGGAGCAGAAGGUCGCCGCCUGCAACGAGGACGCUCGCCUGAAAGAUGUCCAGCACCGCAUCGCCGUCCAGGCGCUCGAGGGUGAGAACAGACGGCUCCGGCAGCUCAUCGCGUAUCUCGGCGUGCACCCUGCUGCCGUGGAGGAGUACGUGAGGACCUCUGACAACCCCGUUGCGAACAAGAAAGUAGCCAUUCCCGCGGCUGCUUCCCGAUGCGACGCAGGAUCUUCGUGCGAGUCGAGUUCGGCUUCGGCUUGCAAGACGCAGCAGCAGCAGCAGCAGCAGCAGCUAGACCCCUGCCUACAAUCUGAAGUACCGACUGGCCGGCUCGAACAAGGAGUUCAAUUGAAUAGCACACGGGACUCUACUAACGGGUCUACCUCCGAUAUGAUGUCUCCGAAUACACGGCAGACCUCCAUCAGCGAAGUCUCCGGAACACCACCCAUGACGGUCACGCCUGAUGAGGAAAUUUGUGGCUGUUGCAACGAUCCUCUCGACGAUACCUGGCCCUCUGUUGAAGCCGGUGAUCUAAACACUACUCUCUGCUCAGUGGCCGGGGAGUUGCUACGCCAAUACAACAUCAAGGGAAUGGAUGUUUGUGAAAUCCGUGAAAAACUCUGGGCUGGGUUCAGAAAGGGAACAAUUCCCGGCCAAGGAUGCCGGGUAGAGAAUCAGCUCCUCUUCCAAGUGCUGGAUGAGAUGAGUAAUCUCUGAAGAAAAAUACCCAUCAUCAGACUUAUCUUUACAUGAUCACGCCAGAUCGGAUCCCCCCCCCCCCGG
Messenger RNA from Penicilliopsis zonata CBS 506.65, 973 nucleotides. RefSeq lists its product as hypothetical. NCBI's taxonomy places the organism in Eukaryota, Fungi, Ascomycota, Eurotiomycetes, Eurotiales, Aspergillaceae. Bases 95 to 907 code for a protein of 270 amino acids. The transcript has 2 exons. The record is from RefSeq and is a predicted model, not a curated record.